Messenger RNA from Tuber aestivum (summer truffle), 701 nucleotides. NCBI's taxonomy places the organism in Eukaryota, Fungi, Ascomycota, Pezizomycetes, Pezizales, Tuberaceae. The record is from the annotation of a GenBank genome assembly.
AUGUCUUCCUCCGAAGCAGAUGUGGCUGCCGAAAAAGCCGCCGCCGAGAAGGAAGCCGCCGAGCAAGCUGCCUUGCCGUACCAGUGGAGACAGACCAUUUCCGAGGUGGACAUCACCGUUCCGGUUCCGCAAGGCACUCGUGCUCGCGAUCUUGUGGUAGAAAUCAGCUCCGAGUCGCUGAAGGUUGGAUUGAAAGGACAGGAACCCAUCCUGGAAGUUUGUCCCCCGCAGCCCUCCCGGCCUGUCGCUCAUUAACUGGGAAUAGGGCAAAUUCCCCAAGCGUACCGUCCUCGACGAAUCAACGUGGUCCCUCGAAGACCAAAAAUCCGUCGAGAUCCAUCUGGAAAAGGUCAACAAGAUGGAAUGGUGGGCCCACGUCCUUACCCACCAUCCCCAGAUCGAUACCUCAAAGAUCCAACCCGAGAACUCAAGGCUUGGAGAUCUCGAUGGAGAAACCAGGGCCAUGGUCGAGAAGAUGAUGUAUGACCAGCGCCAGAAGGAGAUGGGCAAACCCACCAGCGACGAAGAGAAGAAGAUGGAGAUGCUGAGGAAAUUCCAGCAGCAGCAUCCUGGUGAGUGGGCCCUUGUUGGCAUUUGGUUUAUUGAUGUGCGAUACUAAUGAAGGCAGAAAUGGACUUUUCCAAUGCAAGGAUGGAGUAGUGGAUAUCCGCAUGAGCCACGCAUCCAUGGCCCAGCGUUAG